AUGGCUGAUAAAUAUGGCCCCAUCUUCACCAUCAACCUUGGUGUUCAUAAUGUUUUGGUGGUGAGUAACGCUGAGAUGGAGAAAGAGUGCUUUACCACAAAUGAUAAGGUCUUUCCAAGUCGACCCAAGUCAAUAGCAGUAGAACACAUGGGCUAUAACUAUGCCAUCUUGGCUCUCGCUCCUUAUGGUGACUACUGGCGACAAGUGCGCAAGAUCAUGACUCUCGAGGUUCUCUCUCAGCGACGUCUGGAGAUGCUUGGACCUCUUUGUGCUUCAGAGGUUAAAGCGUUUAUCGGCCAAUCAUUCUAUUUAAUUUGUCUAUUAAAAUAA
Molecule: messenger RNA, 330 nt
Organism: Lactuca sativa (garden lettuce)
Lineage: Eukaryota; Viridiplantae; Streptophyta; Magnoliopsida; Asterales; Asteraceae
Source: RefSeq, a predicted model, not a curated record